ACAAUUAUUAUUUGUAAACAUUAUUUUAUUAAUCAAGAAAAAUGGCUUUUCCUUUAUUUCCAUCAUUAAUGCCAAAAGCAAUUGAUUCAUUAUGGUUUAAUGUAGACAGUCCAGUCGAUGAAGACAGUGAAUUACAAGAAUUAGAAGUUGCUCAUAAAGCUUUUCGAGAUUCCAUUUCACAGAAAAAUAUUGAUUUGGUACCAAUUGGAAAACCAGCAUCUGAGAACUUAGAGGAAGAGGACGAAGACGAUGAAGAUGACGAUAACGAUGAUGAUGAAGAAAGUGACAGUCGCGAUGAAGAAGAUGAAGAUGAAAUUGACAUGGAAAUAUCUUACGAACAAACAGGACCAGUAGAUAAUACAUCGUAAUAUAUUUUUACAACUAUC
Molecule: messenger RNA, 386 nt
Organism: Chrysoperla carnea
Lineage: Eukaryota; Metazoa; Arthropoda; Insecta; Neuroptera; Chrysopidae
Product: anaphase-promoting complex subunit 15
Exons: 4
Coding region: 42-368 (108 amino acids)
Biological process (GO): regulation of mitotic cell cycle spindle assembly checkpoint
Cellular component (GO): anaphase-promoting complex
Source: RefSeq, a predicted model, not a curated record